GCGCUCGACUCGGGUCCCUGCUGGACUGAGAGUGCCUUGCCAAUCCGCUGCGCACCGGAGCUUCGGAAUAGAUUCAUCUGCCUGCCGCCAGACAAACUCUACCGCCUCCAGCAUUCAUUGGCGCUCAGAUUUCAAGCAGUGGCUGGGAGAGCUUACUAUACGAAUACUCCAUACGGUCGCAUUGAUCCGUUUGGCAGCUCAACAACGCCUCAGCAGCGAAGAUUUUACACUACUGUAAGCGCUGAAAAAGCGGUGGCCGAAGCGCGCGACUCUUUGGCAAGGUCGUCUCGUCACGCAACCAUGGCCGAGAAGCAACCGCUCACCAACGGGUCGUCCUACGGCGCGACGACGAAGCCGCCGACGCCGACGGGAGCGCACAGCAUGGACCUCCUGCGCACGUCGAGCAGCAAAAAUCCGAUCAACACGUCGUCGAACGUAUUGCUCUUGUACCGGAUGAACGAACUGCAGCACCUUGGCCGGGUCAACUUCGGGCUGGCCGUCGGGACGCUUUUAUAUCUCGCGACGAACGUCGUGUUGUUCACGUUCAACGCGAUGGACCGCAACGACGACGCGUGCGGCGACCCGGAAGGCAUCAAGUACGCGCGCUGCGGGUCGCCCGUGUCACCGCUCCAGUUCCACAUCUACGAGUUCUGGGCCGGGUUCUUAUUUGCGUGCAUCGAGGCGACGUCGUUGAUCUUCACGCCUCGCGCAUUAGCUACAGUGAGCAAGAGGCCUGGUUUGUUACGGACAGUUUUGAUGUUCGACAUCAUGUCGACGUUCAUCGCCGCUAUUUUAGUGACGUUCAAUUUGGACGUCUUUGAAGUCCCAGCUCAUGAAAUCGAGUUCUCCAACGAGCUCACUUUAGCCCUAGUGAAUAUCAUCUUCCUGCGGUCGCUCGCGCGAGGAAGGGGAGAAAAGGGCGUCCUCGUCGCCUCGAUGGUAGCCAUAUGCGCGCCGCUCUUCCAGCUCGCCGUCUACAACUCUCCCUUGAAAUACGGCGAGCAGUACGCGCACGCCGUCGAGUUCACGUUCGGCGCCGCGAAUUGUUUUGUCACGUUCUGGUUCUGCCUCGACAACUGGUUCGUCGCCGAGGAGGAGCUGCGCUGCAUCAAGUACGGCGACCCCGUGUCCUGCCGGCACUGCAUCGUGAGCCACUCCCUGAAGAAGGCCGAGCUCGCGACGCACCGCGUCAACUCCCUCGUCUAAGCUGUGUAUAUCCUGUGACAC
Molecule: messenger RNA, 1227 nt
Organism: Pelagomonas calceolata
Lineage: Eukaryota; Pelagophyceae; Pelagomonadales; Pelagomonadaceae
Source: the annotation of a GenBank genome assembly